This is a messenger RNA of Prosopis cineraria, 2896 nucleotides long. Its product is annotated as anaphase-promoting complex subunit 4. Gene Ontology annotation, molecular function: protein binding. Gene Ontology annotation, cellular component: nuclear periphery; anaphase-promoting complex. The transcript has 21 exons. Gene Ontology annotation, biological process: protein K11-linked ubiquitination; anaphase-promoting complex-dependent catabolic process; positive regulation of mitotic metaphase/anaphase transition. Lineage: Eukaryota; Viridiplantae; Streptophyta; Magnoliopsida; Fabales; Fabaceae. The coding region runs from base 338 to 2719 and encodes 793 amino acids. The record is from RefSeq and is a predicted model, not a curated record.
CGUCGGACUCCGUCACUGGGUGGAGCUCACAGUCAGACGCCGUCACUUGUUGAGGCUCGCUGUUGGACACCUUCCACCGUGGUCAUCUGUGCGUCGGUUUUCUCUGACACUUAUUGAGUUCUCUCUUUCCUCUUCCUUGUUUUCUCAAAACCAAAUUCCAGCAAACCAAACAGGGCCUUAGUUCUUUGAAAUUACAAUUCUUUUCUCGGUACCAGCAAAUUGAAAUCGGCAAAAUCCCGCCACGCAUCGUUGUUUGCCCACCUCAGCCCUCCUACUAAGCCCUCCCGCUGUCCAGCAAUUGUCCAUCUCCACUUCCGUUUCCAGCUCAGUGGUCGAUAUGGAAACCGAUGAGUCGUCUCGGCUGCUUCCUUUUCAGCUACAAUUCGACAAGCCUGUUGCUUCCCAGAUAAAAAUUGCAGAGUGGAAUCCUGAGAAGGACCUACUGGCCAUGGUUACAGAGGACUCAAAGAUCUUGCUACAUCGUUUUAAUUGGCAGAGGUUAUGGACCAUAGCACAAGGAAGGUGCAUAACAUCCUUGUGUUGGCGUCCGGAUGGUAAAGCAAUUGCUGUUGGUCUUGAAGAUGGAACAGUGUCGCUGCAUGAUGUUGAAAAUGGGAAGUUGUUAAGAAGCUUAAAAUCUCAUUGCGCUGCCAUCGUAUGUCUGAACUGGGAGGAAGACAGUCACCUAAUUACAAAUGACAGUGGUCCCGUAGCAAAGUAUGAAGAUAGAACCCCUCGUUUCUUCCCUCCUGCUCCCAGAGUUCCUCGGAUGCCUGGAUUGGUAUCUGGAGAUAGUGGCUUCAUGGAGGAUGGUGAAGAUUCAUUUCAGGAGCUGUCAAAUUCUUCUCAUCGACGUUUCAAUAUCCUAUGCAGUGGAGAUCAAGAUGGAAAUAUUUGUUUUACUAUAUUUGGCAUCUUCCCGAUUGGAAAAGUUAACAUACACAGCCUUGCUUUUCCUACUUCCUGUACGGGUGUAGAAGCAACGUACCAACUUUUAAAUGCUUCUAUACACAAGGUCUCUUUAUCAAAAGAUCUUUGCCGUUUGGUAGUCAUGUGCUCAGGGGUCCUUGUUGAAGUUGAUAAUGACUCGAGGCGAAUUCAUAAGGAUGGAGAGGUUCAUGGCCUACACUGUUUAGCAUUAAAUACUGCUAUAUUUUGGAACAGGAAAAAUGAGCUCCAUCAGGUAGCUCAACAAGCUUCUAACAUUGAGGAUUUGACUGAGGUUGUACGGACUUCAAUAUCUGUUAUGCGUAAGCAGUGGUCUGAUGCCAUGCACACUUUUCGGGAGAAGUUUAAUUCUUUGUCAUCCCUGAUUAUAGAUCACGGAUUUGAUUCCACCCCUCAAGAGGAGUUUCUGAGCCUUUUGGGUGGUGCAAGGACCAGUUCAGCUGUUCAUCAAUUUCUUGUUAACUCCCUUGGUGAAGUGGGUGUUAAGCGUGUUUCAAAGGUUCUCUCUGGUGCAGGAAAAGAACUUCAGCGUAUUGUCUUGGACCAUCUUCAGCCUGCUACAGAAGUUAUUGCAUUCAGGAUGGGAGAACUAAGAGGGCUUUCAAGAUGGCGUGCACGCUACUACGGCAUUGGCUUGGAUGAGUCACUUCUUAAUAAUGCAACAGAAAAGGCUGGUAUGCUACUUGUGCAAGUUGAACGAUUUAUGAGGAUUCUUUCAUCUGUUGUGCAGCAGUUUUCAAACUUUUUCAACUGGCUCUUAAAAUGUAUAAAGUUACUCAUGUCAGAACCUAGUGACCAGCUUCUACCAUAUAACAGUGAACUUGUUGUAAUAUUCCUGAAAUUUUUGUAUGACCAAGAUCCAGUUAAACAACUGCUGGAGAUAUCAGAAACGGAUGGUGAUGUUGAAGUUGAUUUGGAGACGUUGGAAAGAAUCAGAGAAUUAGUUCAAUUUGGGGGAUUCGCAGACUCUGAAUAUCUAAAGAGAACUUUGGCUAAAGAAUUUCAACAGAUGGAAUUAAGGUGGCUGGGAAUUAAGGUAUUUUAUUCCUCUUUCCAUUGCCCUCACCAAUGCUUUAAGGAGGCUCUCCAAAUGCCUUUUACUACAAUUUCAGGAAAAAUACUCUGUGAGGAUUUAUUACCACUCUUUCCCCUCUCAUCUUUGCCAGAAGCAUCUCUAUCCAUUAGAAUUCCUGCUUCAGUAUCGUAUUUUGAGGAUUUCUCCAAAACUUCUUUGUCACAUCAAACUUGUCAACAUCAGUUUAUUGAUUACAUAUCUUUCAAAGUACCUGACGAGUCUUUCACGGAUAUUGAGAAUUGCAUAUGCAUAGUGCGGGGGUUUAUGCAUGACUUGGAAUGUUUGAAGAAGGGCUAUAAUUCUUUGGAAGCUAUGUUGUUAUGCGUUCCUAGUGACUAUCAAUGCGUGGAUCUGUCUUUGUACAAGGAUACUCAAAUCGUCUUGUUACUAAACCAAGCUCCAACUACGUCAGAAAGCACCGGAGAUGGUUGUAUGAUGAUUCUACAAGCAAGCGAUUUGCCAUUUGUUUCUAUAUCAAGAUCUGCUCACACAGAUGUCUGGAGGUUAAAAGAACUCAAGGACUCUGCUGCGCACCUACAUGUUGAGGAUGAGAAAGCUCGCGCCAUUCCUCAUUCUGUAAUAGCUCCCUUGGCAGUUAGCGCAUCAAGAGGCGUGGCUUGUGUAUUUGCUGCAAGAAAACGUGCCUUGGUUUACAUCCUGGAUGAGGAUGAAGAUGAAGCCUCAGAUGCAGAAUAAUUGCCCAUUUAUUUUAAUUUGUAUGAUCUUUGGUUGAAUGAGAAAAUAUGUAGAAAAGGGAUAUCUUCCAUUUUCCCAUCAACACUUGCACCUAUCUAUCAUGGUUAUAUCCAGUGUUACAUCGCUUAUUUAUUGUAAUAUCCAAUUAUGAUGUAAUUAAAUGGAUUUUUUUUUAAA